Messenger RNA from Cylindrotheca closterium, 309 nucleotides. The record is from the annotation of a GenBank genome assembly. Lineage: Eukaryota; Bacillariophyta; Bacillariophyceae; Bacillariales; Bacillariaceae.
AUGGUGGAUCCAUAUGUUUUGCCUUCGUGUGGACAUGCCUUUUGCUUUAGCUGUUUGGCGGAAUGGCAAAAAACAGUAAAGAAUAAUGCAGCCACGACCCCACCAUUUCCCUUUGUGGCACAAGCAUCAAGUAAGAAGCACAAAUUGAGCUGUCCGGCCUGUCGAGCCGAUACACCGGAUGUCCAAGACUCCAUUCUCCAAAAGGCACGACUCUUGGCUGCAAGGGCCAGCAAUCACAAGACAUCAAAAUCCGAGAAGAUUACUCUAAGACAAGAGGCACUGGCCGAACUCGACCAAUCGGAAAAGUAG